CACUUCUGAUAACAGUCCGCCUUGCACCGCCGUGGAAUACUGUGCCCUAGUUGUGAAAUGUUAAUAUAUUUUUAGUGUUGGUGUAAAUGCAAAUGUUAUAGUUAUGGCCUAUCCUAUGUAUGAAGUGGAUUGGAGUGUAUUACCGCCAGAACAAAACAGAAGGUUUAACCCGGCGUUUAAUAUUGCUACCAUAAAGCAAGUGGUAAAUGAGGCCAUAGAAAGAGUCGCGCCGGUUUCAGUGCGGAUGCCCACUCCCACUCGGCUGCGGGACCUCAUCCGUCAGAUCAGGGCCGCCAGGACCGCGGCCGAAGAGCGAAGCGUGGUCAACAAGGAGUGCGCGUAUAUCAGGUCCACCUUCAGGGAAGAGGACAGCGUUUGGAGAUGCCGGAACAUCGCGAAGCUGUUAUACAUCCACAUGCUGGGCUACCCGGCCCACUUUGGGCAGCUGGAGUGUUUGAAACUGAUCGCCAGUCCACGGUUCACCGACAAGCGAGUGGGAUACCUGGGCGCCAUGCUGCUGUUGGAUGAACGCCAAGAUGUGCACCUACUCAUCACCAACAGCCUGAAGAAUGACCUCAACAGCAACACUCAAUUCGUAGUGGGUCUAGCGUUAUGCACGCUAGGCGCCAUUGCGUCACCAGAAAUGGCGCGAGACCUCGCAUCCGAAGUAGAGAGACUGAUCAAGUCUCCAAACGCUUACAUCAAGAAGAAGGCAGCCUUGUGCGCCUUCCGCAUCAUCAGGAGGGUGCCGGAUCUAAUGGAGAUGUUCUUACCGGCUACGAGAAGUCUGCUGACGGAGAAGAACCAUGGUGUUCUUAUCACUGGCGUUACGCUCAUCACCGAGAUGUGUGAAAACAGCCCAGACACACUCAACCACUUCAAAAAGAUUGUCCCGAACUUGGUGAGGAUAUUGAAGAACCUGAUUUUGGCGGGGUAUUCGCCCGAGCAUGACGUCAGCGGAGUGUCGGAUCCCUUCCUACAGGUGAAAAUCCUGCGCCUCCUCCGGAUACUGGGCAAAAACGACGCCGAAGCGUCCGAGGCUAUGAACGACAUCCUCGCCCAAGUUGCCACCAAUACGGAGACCACCAAAAACGUUGGCAACACCAUCCUCUACGAGACAGUCCUGUCUAUAAUGGACAUCAAAUCCGAGAGCAGUCUUAGAGUGCUCGCUGUCAAUAUCCUGGGAAGAUUCCUGCUAAAUAAUGACAAGAAUAUCAGAUACGUCGCCCUGAAUACUCUGCUGAGGACAGUGCAUGUGGAUACGUCAGCUGUGCAGAGGCAUCGGACGACGAUAUUAGAGUGUUUGAAGGAUCCCGACGUAUCUAUCCGAAGACGCGCGAUGGAGCUAUCCUUCGCGCUGAUCAACGGCCAGAACAUCCGCAGCAUGAUGAAGGAACUGCUUCUGUUCCUGGAGCGCUCGGAGCCCGAGUUCAAGGCGCACUGCUCCAGCGCCAUGGUGCUGGCCGCCGAGCGCCACGCGCCCAGCAACAAGUGGCACCUGGACGCGCUGUGCAAGGUGUUCCUCAAGGCGGGAAACUACCUCCGCGACGAUACUGUCUCCAGUACAAUCCAGAUCAUUUCGUCGUCGCCAGCGGAGCGUCAGGCCUACGCCGCCAUGCGUCUCUGGACUUCCCUCGAGCGCUCAGCCGUCUCCGGAGACGCUACGGAGAAGCAGCCUUUGGUGCAGGUCGCAGCGUGGACGAUCGGCGAGUACGGAGAUUUAUUAGUAUCAGAAGCGAGUAAUGCUAUUUCAAUGGUCGAUGAAGAUGGUGUUGACGACUUCACGCGGCCGUCCGAGGAAUACGUCAUCGACGUGUACCAGAAGCUUCUCUGGUGCACGCAGCUGUCCAUCACCACCAAGGAAUACCUGCUGUUGUCGCUCGCCAAGCUGUCCACCAGGUUCACCACGCAGCCCAGCCAAGACAAAAUACGAGUGAUCAUUGACACAUUCGGAUCUCACAUCCACGUCGAGUUGCAGCAACGAGGAGUGGAGCUCUCGCAGUUAUACAGACAAUACGCGCACCUACGGCCUGCUCUUUUGGAGCGCAUGCCGGCGCUGGAGGCGCCGCCCGAGCGCCGCGACGCCGACGCCGAGCCCGAGCCCGCCGCCAGCCCCGACCACCACAAGCCCGAGCAGGACGCGUUGCUGGACCUGAUCAUCGGCUCGGACCCGCUGACCAACGGCGACGUGGAGCCCGCGCCCGUGCCCGCCAAUAACAACACCUCCAGCAACGAUAUCCUGGACUUGCUAAGCGGGCUGGACUUGUCUGCGCCGGCGCCAACUGUCAACAACAACCUGCCUCCUUCCAGCAUGCUGCUGGACGGACUGUUCGCCAGUACUCCCGCUGUGGACGCCGCGCCGCAAGCGGCGCUGCCAACAGUAACGGCCCUAGACAAGGGCGGGCUUCGCGUGGAGUUAGCGUGCGCACGCGGCUCCGACGGCGUGACGCUGACCAUGCGAGCCGCCUCCACGCGCACGCUCACCGACUUCCUGUUCCAGGCCGCCGUGCCCAGGGCAUUCCGUUUGGACAUGAUGUCGCCAUCGGGUACAGUUUUGUCGCCGCUCGGUGAAAUCACGCAGGUCCUCAAAAUAGCUAAUCCAACGAGGGCACCCCUCAGACUGCGGAUACGCGUAUCCUACAACGUCGACGGCAGCCCGGUGCUGGAGCAAGCGGAGGUCAGCAACUUUCCGGCGGAGCUGUUUAACUGACGCGCGGCCCGCCCGCCCGCCUACGGCCUGUAGGCGGCCCCCCGCGGCCUGGGGGCGGCCCCCCGCGGCCUGGAGGAGGCCCCCCGCGGCCCGGAGGAGGCCCCCCGCGGCCCGGAGGAGGCCCCCCGCGGCCUAAAGGCGGCCCCCCGCGGCGACGGACCGAGUGAACAGUGCAGUGUUGCCAGUGAUGUGUCGCGCCCGUGAAAAUAUAGAUGACCUACGCUGAACUGUCCCACCAAACUCAAUGACAGGGGGGCGCUACCAUCGUUCAACUAUAUGGUUCCCAACAUGGCAAAAAUCGGAUCCAGCGAUCCGGUAUUGACGGUGGCGCCCCACUGUCAAUGUCAUGGAUAGGACAGUUCUGUAUUUUGGAACUAUACGUCAUAAUCUACAUUUAUUUAUUAUCUGUAUCAUCACUACACAGAUUAUGUCACGCCACAGAUUAAUAAAGUUUUUAAAUCUAGCAAUACAAAACCAAGUUUGGUGUCAGGAUUGUGACUCAUUUUCAAGGCAACAUGGUAUGCAAUACUAAUGUCUAAUAUGAACGGAACAUCGCGUCAAUUCUAAAAGCUGUAGUUUUAUUUGAGGAGUGUUUUCUUGUAACUCGCAAUUCACAGUUUGUUUUAAAAAGGCUUCUUUGAGAGGUUGAGCGCAACGAGAGAUUCUUUUGCUAUAUGUGAUAUUGACUUAGCAAUACAAAGAUACAGCAGGUUUAAAAUAGUGAUCCAAUAUUUUUCAGAAUGAUCUACUUGAUGUUUGGCUAAUUUUCUCUAAGACUGACAACUCGGUAUAACUUUGGUCUAAUAUGUGAUGUACAAACGCUCACGGCUGCCACAGCUUUUGGCUAUAACGUCUACUUAUUGAGAUUUCUAAAAACAUUCCACUAAUUUAAUAAAUUUUAUUUCGGCACAUCUUUGAUGGAGCGAUAGUUGAUAAAUUACAUAUGAAUUUUAAAUAUCACCUAAUGUUAACCGCAUGUGUUUUCUUUUUAACUCUAAUUUCUUGAAUCUUAUUUCAGUAUUUUUCCUAAUUUUUUGUGAUAGUCUUUUCCCAGUUUUAAAGCUGAAUGUAAAAUACCUGUCUUGGCAGCUUGUAAAAUAUGUCCAAUCAUUUUCUUUUAUCAAUUAUUCUUGUAACCAGAGUGUACAUAAAGUUUUAUAGCCACUAGACAUCUUUGUAUUUACUCAAAAUUAUUUCUAAAGUUGUCGGACGUCCUAACAUCGGAAA
Ostrinia nubilalis (European corn borer) is the source of this 3937-nucleotide messenger RNA. It is a transcript of the gene AP-1gamma, whose product is annotated as AP-1 complex subunit gamma-1. Gene Ontology annotation, molecular function: clathrin-cargo adaptor activity. The record is from RefSeq and is a predicted model, not a curated record. The transcript is spliced from 19 exons. The coding region runs from base 104 to 2710 and encodes 868 amino acids. Gene Ontology annotation, cellular component: AP-1 adaptor complex; membrane coat; Golgi apparatus. Gene Ontology annotation, biological process: intracellular protein transport; Golgi to vacuole transport. Lineage: Eukaryota; Metazoa; Arthropoda; Insecta; Lepidoptera; Crambidae.